AUGACCGGCAGAGGAGGCGGAGCCGCUCGCAAGACACUGCUUGCGCCGAUUCACUUCAUCUUCAAACUCCUUCAGCAACGUUCAACAGUCUCUAUCUGGCUAUAUGAGCAGCUCGCAUUCCGAAUCGAGGGAAAGAUCAGAGGGUUCGAUGAAUUCAUGAACCUGGUCGUCGACGACGCCGUGGAGGUUAAGCUGGCCACAAAAAGCGAGGAGGAGAAGAGGCGGCCAUUGGGUCAAAUACUGCUCAAGGGUGACAAUGUCUCCCUCAUCCAAGCUGUCCAGUGA
Messenger RNA from Aspergillus mulundensis, 285 nucleotides. Its product is annotated as small nuclear ribonucleoprotein E. Gene Ontology annotation, biological process: spliceosomal snRNP assembly; mRNA splicing, via spliceosome. Gene Ontology annotation, molecular function: RNA binding. The coding region runs from base 1 to 285 and encodes 94 amino acids. The transcript is spliced from 3 exons. Lineage: Eukaryota; Fungi; Ascomycota; Eurotiomycetes; Eurotiales; Aspergillaceae. The record is from RefSeq and is a predicted model, not a curated record. Gene Ontology annotation, cellular component: U2 snRNP; precatalytic spliceosome; U4 snRNP.